CCCCCCCCCCCCCCCCCCCCCACAAAAACCACCAGCCCCUCAAAAUGUCCGACAACAUGCGCAAAGACUUCAGCGACCGUGCGCAGGAGAAGGUGACGCCCGACUCUUCGAAGAGCACCAUGGACAAGGCCAAAGAGAGCGUUACCGACACUGCCGACAGGGCCGCUGGAGAACUCCAGUCCGAUAGCUCAAAGAGCACCACCCAGAAGGGAUUCGAUAAGUCCCGCCGCGAGAAGGAGUCCAUGGCCGAUAAGGCGAAGCAUGCGAUGGGGAUGGAUAAGUAGGAAUAACUAGGCUUAGGCUCAGAUUGACGGGUUUCUUUUUUUGGUUUGUUUGCUGUUAUUGCACUGAACUUGGAAUUUGGGAUAUGGAUCAUGAAUUAUGGAAUGUGGGAUAUGUACGGAAAGUGAAAAUUGAUUUUGUUUCCUUAACGAUUGGGAAUUUGGGAGUGCUGUGAAAGUGAAAGUGAAGAUGACAUGACCUGCCAAAACCGCUACGGACA
Tricharina praecox is the source of this 502-nucleotide messenger RNA. RefSeq names its product heat shock protein 9/12-domain-containing protein. The record is from RefSeq and is a predicted model, not a curated record. Lineage: Eukaryota; Fungi; Ascomycota; Pezizomycetes; Pezizales; Pyronemataceae. Bases 45 to 284 code for a protein of 79 amino acids. The transcript has 2 exons.